Molecule: messenger RNA, 3592 nt
Organism: Hyaena hyaena (striped hyena)
Lineage: Eukaryota; Metazoa; Chordata; Mammalia; Carnivora; Hyaenidae
Gene: BAIAP2L1
Product: BAR/IMD domain containing adaptor protein 2 like 1
Exons: 14
Coding region: 289-1824 (511 amino acids)
Biological process (GO): actin filament bundle assembly; plasma membrane organization; actin crosslink formation
Cellular component (GO): nucleoplasm; cytosol
Molecular function (GO): protein binding
Source: RefSeq, a predicted model, not a curated record
CUCAGGUGGGGCCGCCUGGCCCGCUCGGCUCGCCCCGCGGCGUGAGGCCGCGUCACCUCAGUUCCUCACAGGCGGCGGCGGCUGCGGCGGCGGCUGCGGCAGCGGCAGCGCUACAACUUUUGACAUUUUGGCGGCUGAGCAGCGCGCCGGCACUCCGGGACCGACGGCUGUGGCAGCGGCCGACCUUCGAGGGCCCCUCAGCCGCACCGGCGCUCCCGCCUCCCGCAGUCGGGCGGCCACGAGGCCCGGCCGCGUCCUCCCGCGUCCGCCCGCCCGGCGGCUGCAGCCAUGUCUCGGGGGCCGGAGGAGGUGAACCGGCUCACGGAGAACACCUAUCGGAAUGUUAUGGAACAGUUCAAUCCUGGGCUACGAAAUUUAAUAAACCUAGGAAAAAAUUAUGAAAAAGCUGUUAAUGCUAUGAUCCUUGCAGGAAAAGCCUACUACGACGGAGUGGCCAAGAUCGGUGAGAUUGCCACUGGGUCCCCUGUGUCAACAGAGCUGGGCCAUGUUCUCAUAGAGAUUUCAAGUACCCACAAGAAACUCAAUGAGAGUCUUGAUGAAAACUUCAAAAAAUUCCAUAAAGAGAUUAUACAUGAGCUGGAGAAGAAGACAGAACUUGAUGUAAAAUACAUGAAUGCAACUCUUAAAAGAUACCAAACAGAACAUAGGAAUAAAUUAGAUUCUUUGGAGAAAUCUCAAGCUGAACUGAAGAAGAUCAGAAGAAAAAGUCAAGGAGGACGAAAUGCACUCAAAUAUGAACACAAAGAAAUUGAGUAUGUAGAAACUGUUACUUCUCGCCAGAGCGACAUCCAGAAAUUUAUUGCAGAUGGGUGCAAAGAAGCUCUGCUUGAAGAGAAAAGGCGCUUCUGCUUUCUAGUUGACAAACACUGUAGCUUUGCAAAUCACUUGCAUUAUUAUCAUUUACAGUCUGCAGAAUUACUCAAUUCCAAACUGCCUAGGUGGCAGGAGACCUGUGGCGAUGCUACGAAAGUGCCUGAGAAAAUAAUGAAUAUGAUAGAAGAGAUAAAGACCCCAGUCUCUACCCCAGUGUCCGGAACGCCUCAGCCUUCACCAAUGAUCGAGAGAAGCCACAUGGUUGGGAAAGAUUAUGACACCCUUUCUAAAUAUUCACCAAAGGUGCCCCCAGCUCCUUCUGCCAGAGCGUAUACCAGUCCUUUGAUUGAUAUGUUUAAUAACCCAACAACAGUUGCACAGAAUUCAGAAAAGAUAAAGAAUUCAACAGAUUCUUCAGAUGAUCCCAGUUUACAGCGAUCGGUUUCUGUCGCAACCGGACUGAACAUGAUGAAGAAGCAGAAGGUGAGAACCAUCUUCCCACACACUGCAGGCGCAAACCAGAGCUUGCUUAGCUUCGCCCAGGGAGAUGUCCUCACACUGCUUGUCCCUGAAGAGAAGGACGGCUGGCUUUACGGGGAGCACGACACCACCAAAGUGAGGGGUUGGUUCCCAGCAUCUUACACGAAGUUGCUGGAAGAAGAUGCAAAGGAGGACAUGACUGUGCCCACACCAAGCCCAGCGCCAGUGAGAAGCAUCAGCACGGUGAACUUAUCCGAGAAAAGCAGUGUGGUCAUUCCCCCGCCUGAUUACUUGGAAUGUUUGUCCCUGGGAGCGGCUGCAGAUACAAGAGCAGACAUUUCUAAAAGUACUUCUACCUUUAAAGCACCGGUGUCCAAACCAGAAAGCACGUCUCCUAAUGACACAAAUGGGACAGCAAAGCCGCCUUUUCUCAGUGGAGAAAACCCUUUUGCGACUGUGAAACUCCGGCCGACGGUGACAAACGACCGCUCUGCACCUAUCAUUCGAUGAAGAGCAGGCUGGGAGCUCCAGUCCCUAUGAUGUUAAGUUCUCACUUGCAAAAUGAUAUGUGUUGUUUGGUGUGCGCUUAACUUUGCAAAGCUUCGCCAAAGGGUGCCUGAUUUUAAAUGUAUUCUACUUGAGCAAAUCGACGCAUUUCCUCAAUUUAACAUAGUUGUGUUGAUACAUUUCUGUCUUUAAGAAAAUAGUUUAGUGACCAACUCAAUCAUGAAAAUAUUUUCUUCCCAUUCUGGUCAUCAGAAGACUAUAAAUUUGGUUCUAAUCCUUACUGUAUAAUUUUUUAAAUAUUCUGUGAUUAUUUUUUUAACAGCCAGAAUGAGGGAUAGUCAGUCUGUGCUUUCAUGACGAGCUUUCUGCACCAAAUGAGAGCACACUUUUAUCUUAAAAAGCAUGUGCUCUUACAUAGCAUUAUAACAUUUAUCUAAAGGAAAGGUAUAAAUUGCAUCUUAGCAUGCAUAUCAUAAUUUUAAGCAAUAUAAAUUAUGAGAAUAUGCUAUAAAAUUUAAUUUUUUAACUUAAAAAUUUUUAAUUUUUGUUUAAUCACAUGUAGAGCUACCUAAGAUGGAGACAUCCCCAAGUUUCCCUUGAUUUAGACAUAGCUAUAGAGCACAGAGAGGCUUGCCUGUCCCUGUCACAGCCAUGUUUAGUACUUGAAUAAUCCCAAGAUCUACUGAGUUUGGUAGUUCAGACUCACUAAUUGGAUUCACCAACGAAAACACACCAGGCCGAGCUGCAGGUGAUGGGUGUCACGCACACGUGUAAGGACCCUGCAUGUGUAGACCCAGGGUGUUCUCGCUAAGCUAGUUGACCAAAGCUGCCUCCGUCGCUAGUGUACUCUGAAACCUCUUAGGGGCCAAGUUUCUCCACUUCUGAAUCAGGUGUGUGUAUACACACCCACCCAGCGCAUACAAGGCCACGUGCCUUAGUGGCUGGGAUGUGAAGUUCUGCAUUUCAGCUGAGACCUGCCAUUGUCCCCACAGAACCUGGAGUGUCCCAUAAGAGGGAACUCUGAGUGGGUGGCUGAGCUGAUCUCUGGCUGCCGGGGAUCAGGCCCUAUCCUGGAGGGGUGCAGGGUCCAGCCUCACACCCAGGCCAUUCACUGUGUGCAGGAAAAGAGGGCCUUGUUGGUCACAGCUCCUUUGGUCUCGCUGUAACUAUCAACGUUUUUCUAGAAGCUUGAAACUGCUUAUGGUCAAAUGCUGGUCAAAUGGUCACACUGGUAAACCAGUGUGAGUGAGUGCCACUUCUCGUUCUUCGUCCUGUCCUGGCUAGGUUGGCUAACCAGACAAUGUCCCCAGGAGCUGGGGAGUCAGACCCGCGUGAGGGCCAAGGCAGCUGAGCGGUCAGCAGGCAGUACAGCUGUCUUGAGAAAGGCUGCUCCAGCCAGGAAAGAAAACGCUGAUUUCGUGAAGUGGCCCCACCACUCCUCUCGCUGAGUAAGAGGGGGCUCACGGAAGCCCAGUGUUUUCAGCGGUGGGGGGAGUAAAGAUACAACCUCAGUGUGUUAUGGGGGUGCGGGCCCUGGCCUCCAGAGCGCCACUCUCUGGGAUCCUUUGGCUUCCUUACAGAGAUGAAUAGGUGUGGUCUGCAGGCCCACCCCCCUCCCCCCUCAGUUCUGCACCUUCACAGAAUGGGCCCCGGUGGGCACCCACCUGCCUUACAGGGGAGGGGAGGGCUUGCCUCAGGCCGGGCACAGAGGUGCAUUAUCUGUAAUGUCCAGGUAUUCUGUUUUGUUACAAAAAUAAAACUUUGAAAAGCA